Molecule: messenger RNA, 3683 nt
Organism: Protopterus annectens (West African lungfish)
Lineage: Eukaryota; Metazoa; Chordata; Ceratodontiformes; Protopteridae
Gene: ADAMTS4
Product: ADAM metallopeptidase with thrombospondin type 1 motif 4
Exons: 9
Coding region: 307-2787 (826 amino acids)
Biological process (GO): proteolysis; extracellular matrix organization
Cellular component (GO): extracellular matrix
Molecular function (GO): metalloendopeptidase activity
Source: RefSeq, a predicted model, not a curated record
UUGUAGAGAGGGAAAGUCUUUAAGGCAUCUUAACAACCCGGCAUUCUGCUGCUCUCUCUCUCUCUCUCUCUUUUCAGACAGUGGAACCAGUUAGGAAAAAAGAACAGAAAAAAAGCCUUGCAGAAGAAGAGAGUACAGUCAUUUUUUUUUCUUGAAGAAAGAACAGCGUGAAACAAGUGAUUUCAUUUUUCAUACUUUUUUUUUUCUUUUGCAUUGUGUCUGGAGUGCACAGUAUAACAGAGUUGUGCAGAAAGGACUGUUUUUCUAGCAUAUAUAUUCACUUCAUCUCUUCCCAAGAAAGAAGCUAUGGCAUGUAUGUGUUUUGUCAUCAUUUUCCUUCUGUUUGGGAAGUUUUCUGGCAUUGUAGGCACUAAACCUGAUGAGGAAGUUAUUAUACCAGAGCAGCUAACACUUGAUUAUCAACCUGUUGAUUCGUUUAAUGAAGGCAUCUUGCAGAAGCGUGCAGUAUAUCGUUUGCAAGCCUUUGGUAAAGAGAUGAUACUAGACCUCCAGCGUGACCAGAGUUUUAUGUCAGAGAACCUCAUAGUGCAAUACCUGGGAUCCUUUCAAGCAGAUGCUGACAGUGAAACAUCAUGGACAGAGUGUUAUUAUACCGGCACAGUGAAUGCUGACCCAGAAUCUGUGGUUGCCUGCAGUCUUUGCGGGCCAGGACUACAUGGCGUGAUCCGAUACCAAGGAGAAGAAAUGCACAUUCAGCCACUCAAAGAGGAUCAGGACAACUCAGUAGCUGUACCCCACAUAGUGAGGAGAAAGGCCCCUCUAAAGCCUGUUGGCUCCACAUGCAGUGUUGAACCUAAAACCUUCAGCAAGGGCCUGGGACUGGGACCCAAAGUGCAAGGCAGGGACUCUCCUGUACCACCAGGAACAAAACGACGUGCAAAGCGUUUUGUGUCUGCGCCACGCUAUGUUGAGACCCUCGUGGUGGCAGACAGCAGUAUGGUGAAUUUCCAUGGAAGCGGUUUGAAGCAUUACCUCCUCACGGUCAUGGCUGCCACAGCAAAGUUCUUCAAGCACCCAUCCAUAAAGAAUUCUGUCAACUUGGUAGUGACACGAAUUGUUAUGAUUGGACGAGGAGAUGAUCAGGGUCUGCAUGUGAGUUCUAAUGCUGCACAGACACUGAAGAAUUUCUGCACUUGGCAGAAGGGCUUGAACACACCAAGUGAUUCAGACACUGAUCACUUUGAUACAGCCAUCCUCUUCACACGCCAGGAUUUGUGUGGCUCAUCAACAUGCGAUACACUUGGAAUGGCAGAUGUUGGCACUGUCUGUGACAUGUCUCAUAGCUGCUCCAUUGUCGAAGAUGACGGCUUACAGUCCUCCUUCACUGCCGCACAUGAACUCGGUCACGUGUUUAACAUGCUACAUGACAAUGCCAAGGCCUGCCAGGACUUCAACCGUGGUUCACAAUCUUCUCAUCUCAUGGCACCAGUAAUGACCAAUGUUGAUCCUCACCACCUGUGGUCACCCUGCAGUGCCCACUUUAUCACUGAUUUCCUUGAUGGUGGCCAUGGACAGUGCCUUCUUGACAAGCCAACCCAACCCUUGCGAAUGCCAGGAGUUUUACCUGGGGACAUGUAUGACAUUGAUAACCAGUGCCACCUUGCCUUUGGACCAGAUUCCCACCACUGCCCUGAUUUUAGGAGCACCUGUUCCUCCCUGUGGUGUACUGGAAAGAUUGACGGGCAUUUCAUGUGUCAGACAAAGCACUUCCCAUGGGCUGAUGGCACAACUUGUGGCCAGGGAAAAACAUGUCUGCGAGGAAGAUGCAUUGGAAAAGCUGAGCUGAAGGAAUACACUACUCCCAUUAAUGGUGGUUGGGGUGCAUGGGGACCUUGGGGUGAAUGUUCACGAACCUGUGGCAGUGGGGUGCAGUUCUCCACCAGAGGAUGUGACAAACCAGUCCCCAGGAAUGGAGGGAAGUACUGUGAAGGCAAACGUAUCCAAUAUCGGUCAUGCAACAUUCAGAACUGUCCCAACAACAAUGGCAAAACAUUCCGUGAUGAACAGUGUGCCACCUACAAUGAACGCAGUGAUCUUUUUCCAGGUCACUCCUCUGGAACAGAUUGGGUACCAAAAUAUACAGGCAUCUCUGACAAGGAUCGCUGCAAACUGACCUGCCAGUCCAAGGAAAAAGGCUACUAUUAUGUCAUGUCACAAAAGGUAGCUGAUGGGACACCAUGUGGACCAGACACAACCUCUGUAUGUGUAAGAGGGCAAUGUAUGGAUGCAGGCUGUGAUCGAGUUAUUGGCUCCAAAAAGAAGCUUGAUAAAUGCCAGGUCUGUGGAGGAAAUGGAUCUACAUGCACAAAAGUGUUUGGCUCCUUUAAAAAACCCAGGUAUGGUUACAAUGAUGUUGUGACAUUUCCUGCUGGGGCCACCAGCAUUUUUAUCCAACAGCACAGUAUUUCUAAAGCCCCAUAUGACAAUGUCUACCUUGCCUUAAAAAAGAGUGACGGUACCAACAUUCUAAAUGGCAACUAUAUCCUGGCACCGUCAGAGCGGGACAUUUCUGUCGAUGGCCUCACACUGCACUACAGUGGGGCCCUGAGGGACAUAGAGAUCAUUCGCUGUGCAGGACCACUAAAAACCCCAAUCACACUGCAGGCACUAGUGACAGCUGAUCGGCUGGCCCCAAAGCUGAAGUAUACAUACUUUGUGCCCAAGCGCCCCGUCGUAACAAAGCAAACAAAUGAAAUCAGUACUAUAGACUGGUAUGGAAAAAAAAAAGCAAUGCUCAUGAAAAUUCUUCGCCGGCCGAGGAUUUAACUUAUUACUAGAUUUAUUUAUUUAUUGUGUGUGUGUGUGUGUGUGUGUGUGUGUGUGUGUGUGUGUGUGUGUGUGUGUGUGUGUGUGUGUGUGUGUGUGUGUAUGCGUGUGUGAAUCCAUGCAUAUACAGAAGUACCUGUAUAUCUUAUGUUUUUUUAUAUUUUUUUUUAUUAAUGCCUGCUGGAUUUCCAGGCGUAGAGGUGCUGGAAGACCUUUUUUAUUGUGUAUCUAUUUUUGUAUGAAAGCAUUUUGGCUUUCAAGAAUUUUCCCAGACAAUCACAAUGUUUCCUUCAGUUUUGAAAAAGGUACCCUCACUGAGGGUCCUUUACGUGCUGAGCACUGCAAAGGACUUCCCUAAGACUGCAUAUGUCCAUGAAAUCAGUAAUUUUGUUUUCUAUUUAAUUGUGACUCAUACUAAUUUAUGGGGCUGAUUAAAGCGCUUCUUAUGGCAAUAUGACAGAUGUCUGUUGAGUACAUAGGUUUAUGGAAGUACUCAUGUUUUUAUUUGGACUCAUCUUUGUCUUUUAAUUACACAAAGCAACACUUACAGCCAACAAAUGCUGUGCAUCUGAAGUUUUUGAGGUGUGACCCACCCCCCACUUUGAAGGACUUCACAAGUUGAAACACUGAAAUUUGAAAAUAAUUUUAUAGGUGAACCAACUCAGCAGUGAAGUCAUGUGCACAUUGUGUAUAUACUGUAUAUGUUUAUGUGGAGCUAUGUGUGGUGGCAUAUGUAUGAACAAGUGAAGGCGUGUGCAUGUUUAUGUGUGAGCGGAUCUAUGUGUCCAUUUAUAUACAAUGUAUGUGCAUGCAUGUGUGUGCUCAGUGUGUGCAUGUGUUUAUAUGUGCAUAUGUUAUUGUGUGUCCAUGUACCCACUAGGUGUGUGUGUGUGUGU